This is a messenger RNA of Bathycoccus prasinos, 321 nucleotides long. RefSeq lists its product with no specific name. The transcript has a single exon. Lineage: Eukaryota; Viridiplantae; Chlorophyta; Mamiellophyceae; Mamiellales; Bathycoccaceae. Bases 1 to 321 code for a protein of 106 amino acids. The record is from RefSeq and is a predicted model, not a curated record.
AUGGGCAGAAUUUCCUUAGACUUUUUGAGACGCAAAUCCCACGACGACAACGACGACAACAACUCUUCCGAGACUGUGAUGCCGGGAUAUUUACGAGCGAUGCACGAUUUCCCUACCAAAGACUCCAAAAACGACAUCGGGUUACUGAUCUCUCACAAGAAAGAUCGCCUGAGCAUGGACGAGGCGAGAGAGAAAGUACCCGUGCAGAAGAAAACAGAGGAAGAAAAACAAACGACAAAAACUCCCGUUCAACCACCGAGAAAAAGCGCGGAGUUGGAGAGGCAAGACAGCGCGAACGUGAGGAAGGUGCAGGUUUUGUAA